Fusarium oxysporum Fo47 is the source of this 1777-nucleotide messenger RNA. RefSeq lists its product as uncharacterized. Bases 90 to 1646 code for a protein of 518 amino acids. NCBI's taxonomy places the organism in Eukaryota, Fungi, Ascomycota, Sordariomycetes, Hypocreales, Nectriaceae. The transcript has a single exon. The record is from RefSeq and is a predicted model, not a curated record.
AUGCACGAAAGAAACGCGAGAUUAUUGAGAGGCAUCUCAAUCGACUGAAUGCGACGCAUAAAACACGAAAACGCGAUGUUCUUGGGAGUAUGGCGGUCAGCGGAACGAUCGGCGUUGUUACACUUGGUGUUGGAAGCAUGGGCGCUGAUGCCGUUGCGACUGCUGGUGCAGAGCAUGGCAUUCAAUCCAUCGUUGCGAAUGAGACUGCUAUUAAGCUCGUGUCACAUGCUGCGCUCGAUGGAGCGGGGAUGAUGGUUGAGCACAAGCAUACGGAUCAUUUGAAGAAGAAGGAUGCGCGCAAAGCGUUUCAGAAGGCUGGUGUCUUUCAAGCUGUUCAAGAUGCAAAAGCUGCUGAGGCGGGGUAUACGAUUCAGCCUUAUCAGAACAAUGGCCAAGUAUAUCCGAAUUAUGCUGCUGGAAGUUCGUCGCAAGCUCUUCCUCCUCCUCCGCCGCCUUACAAUGUUGCUGUUGGUCAGACACCUGUACCGCAAACUUACAAUACUACACCGAAUGGGUAUCCUCAAGACUUCAAGGCGCCAGUCGCCCAACCGCAAGCUCAGCAGAGCCAGACUUAUUUGACGCCCCAUGUCACUGGACAACAGCCUAUGCAACAGCAGUACGACUACUCGCAGCAACCAGUCCCGACAUAUGGUGCACCAUCACCUAUGCCUCCGGCGAGCACUCAGAUGUUCUCACCGCCCCAAACACCAGCUGUUCAAUAUCCUCCCCACACUUCUCAAGGACCAAACAUGCAGCCAACACAGCCGCAGCCUCUCUACCAACAACAGACAGGAGUUCCAGGCUAUAACCCCCCUGCGACACCACAGCCUUUCAACAUGGCUGCAAUGCAUCAGGCUCUUCCUCCUGCUACACCUGCGCCAUCAGCUCCAUAUCAACAGCCGCAAGUGCAACAGGUCCCGAAUAUGGUCAUGCCUACGCCUCCCCAGGAUAGCACUCAGGGCUAUGCGCCACAGCAACUACAGCCGCAGCCAACUGGACAGAUCGCCGGGGCACCUCAAGCCGGAUACUUUCCAACUGUCCCAGCAACACCAGCUGGAUAUCCACCUGCUGUCACAGCCCCCCACCAGCCAAUACUGCCGCCUGACUCUGUAGCCCAAGUGCCACCACCUGAUGAUUCAGCCUAUGUCUAUCAGACUCCCGUGCAGCAUGUUGUCCAGCAUCAGACUGGAUAUCAGGCAUCGCCCCCACCCGCACAACAGCAGUAUCAUCAGCAGCCUGGCUACGGAACACCCCAACACACUGGCACUUAUCAACAAGCCCCAGUGCCCGCACCGGUUGACCGAAGAAGCUCGUUCGUUGCCCCGCAUCAACCAGCUUUCGCUCCCCAUGCACCGUACAACCCUCAAGAUUGGGCUCCCAAGCCUCAGCCAGCAUAUACUGCUCAGGCUCCUGGGGUGAAUAGCGCACCUGCCCCGACCGCACAAGCCAUGCAGUAUCAGAUGCCUCCAACUCCUCUCCCAACAGGCUCAACAGUGAAUCAGUAUCAAUACGACAACAAAGGUUCAUAUUUUCCAGCCCAGCCUCAAACCCCUCAAAUGACGGGGCAGAGUGCACAAACCCCUCAGCAAUAUCCACCAGGAAAUUAUCCCGGGGUCCCGAUGCACAAUGUACAGGUGACGCAAUAGAUGUGGAGACCUGAGAUUGGUGGGUUGCAAUUGGAAUCAUGAGUUAUGCUUAAUCAUGGGAUAUGGAAUAAACUACAGAAUUAGUUAGCGUAUUAAUUUUUGUCUAUUUGAGGUUCAAACCUACUCCUUCG